Messenger RNA from Adineta steineri, 663 nucleotides. The record is from the annotation of a GenBank genome assembly. NCBI's taxonomy places the organism in Eukaryota, Metazoa, Rotifera, Eurotatoria, Adinetida, Adinetidae.
AUGAUGAAUGUUCAUAACUUUGAUACGACAUUAUAUGUUGGUAGAAUACGUACACCUCCCCCAAGUAUGCUUUUAUUACCACAUUAUCGUAAUAGUCCUUCAGUUGAUCUUCGUUCUCGUCAACAAAAAAGUCAUCAUGAUAUAACAAGUCCAUCAUUUGGUUGGCGACGAUAUUCUGAUAAAACAAUUCAAUUAAAUCCUGCACCUGAUAUUGCAUAUCGUAAUACAUAUUUAGAAGGAAUUCAACGAGAAAAAUCGGAUAUAAAUAAUAAUGAACAAAUUCAUUCUCGUUCAUCAACACCUUAUCUUAAAGUACAAAAUUUAUAUUCAUAUCAUCUUCCAUCGGAAUUAUCACAACAAAAAUAUCAUUCUCAACAACAGCAUACAGUCUAUGAUUAUAUUCGUGAUUCUAUUCGACAAUACGAACAACAACGUAAUUUAAAACGUAAUAUGUCACUCCAUAUUAAACGCCCACAAAAUGAAGAUAAUACAUUACAGCAUAUAUUAAGUAAACGGAAAAUUUCAGCAUCACGUAAUAAUUUGACAGAAACAACGUCAUCAUUCUCUAAUUAUGGGUUAAAAAGAUCUCAGACUGUCGUUAAUUAUAUUAAUCAUAUUCGUGCAGUUCAUUCAAAAACAACACUAAACCAAUCACAUCGAUAA